UUUGCCAACCUGAAAUGAAUAUACAGCCAGUAUCACAGUCACCAAUCCAUGGAGAGGCAAAUAUAGCUCGUUAUCUCUCUCGACUCCUGGAUUCAAAUUACGAGGCAAACCCUGAAGUAGCCACACAGAUUGACACUUGGUUAGACAUCGCAACCAAUUCAGUUCUCAAUGGUGCCUCAAAGGAAAAGGCUUCAGUAUUGAGGUCUUUAAAUUCACAUUUGGGAAAGAAUCCUUGGUUGGUUGGAUCUUCACUCUCAUUGGCUGAUAUUAUCAUGUGGUCAUCUCUAAAUCAAUCAGGUCAGGCCAAUGGAGCGCCUGGAAAUGUGAAGAAAUGGCUAAAAGUGUGCGAGGAUAUCAGUGCUUUUCAAUUUGCAAAAACAGUUAAUUAA
Molecule: messenger RNA, 389 nt
Organism: Saccoglossus kowalevskii
Lineage: Eukaryota; Metazoa; Hemichordata; Enteropneusta; Harrimaniidae
Product: aminoacyl tRNA synthase complex-interacting multifunctional protein 2-like
Cellular component (GO): aminoacyl-tRNA synthetase multienzyme complex
Source: RefSeq, a predicted model, not a curated record